Molecule: messenger RNA, 507 nt
Organism: Coffea eugenioides
Lineage: Eukaryota; Viridiplantae; Streptophyta; Magnoliopsida; Gentianales; Rubiaceae
Product: ethylene-responsive transcription factor ERF020
Exons: 1
Coding region: 1-507 (168 amino acids)
Biological process (GO): regulation of DNA-templated transcription
Molecular function (GO): DNA binding; DNA-binding transcription factor activity
Source: RefSeq, a predicted model, not a curated record
AUGAGCAGCUCAGAUGAAGGUGGCAGCAGUUGCAGCACGUCCCAGAAAAGAUUUAGAGGGAUUCGACGGCGGAAAUGGGGCAAAUGGGUGUCGGAAAUUCGAGUUCCCGGCACGCAAGACCGCCUUUGGCUAGGCUCUUAUGCAGCUCCGGAGGCUGCUGCGAUGGCACAUGACAUUGCAUACUAUUGUUUGCGGGAGAAUGCAUCAUUGGAUGAUUUCAACUUUCCUGUGAUGCUGCCUGCUGGAGUUCAAAGAGGAAUGUCGCCCAGGUCCGUCCAGAAGGCAGCCACGGAUGCUGGCAUGGCUGUAGAUGCACAAAUAAUAGCCAAGCGUCCGGCGGAUUCUCCCGUAAAAGUGGAGGAAAAUGUGGUGAAUUCUAGACCGGAGGAAAGGUUUUCGCCAUGCGGGAAUGAUGGUUUUUCAGACAUACCAUCGUGGGAAGGCAAAGAGUUCAGCAGAGAAUUAGGUGAUCAAGCUUUGAACAUUUCGGUUGACGAUUAUCUCUGA